UGUGUGAUCCUGGUUUGACAAAUGCAGAGGACAGGCAACAAUACCGGCUGGACAGCGGGCGGACGCGGUUGUAUCUGCUCUCCACAUCCUGGAAAGGUGCACGACAUGGAAAGGAGUUGUCCUUUUGUAGCACUAUGCUGAAAUCCUGGGCAGCCUUCCGACAAUGCUGGAAUUGGGCUCCUGUUCGGUCAGCUCUCAGUCUCUGACAGGGAACCAUAAUGCUUUGGGGCUACCAAGAACCCCAUCUGGGACACAGCAUCCAGUGGUUGGUCUGGGCGUGGGUGUGGGAGUGAUGCCUGGUAGCAGCACCCCCAGGUAUCAUGUUGUCCAUUCGCCCCUAGUGGGCUGCGAGACCUGGCAGAAGCAUCGCACAGGACUGGCUGGAGGGUCUGGCCUGUUUUCUGGGGGCCACUCGCUCCUGGAGCCCCAAAGUCUGUCAACCAGCUACGAUACCCUCUACCUCCCACAAAUGUCCGGCCACGCCCCCCUCUUACACCAAAACCGCCUGGGGGCUCUCUCUGAUGUGACCUCGUCCUUCGAACUCGGCGGGGGAAUGCUGGGGGUGGAUGGAGACGUGGCGGUCAGUCCCAAUGUGAUCAAGAGGCGUCGGGGGGGCCUGAUUCGAGCAGAGGGACAUUGUCAAAGCCACCAAGCUCAUAAGAUCCACAGCACACCACAGGCACGGCGCAAGGAGUGGGAAAUGGCCCGUUUCGGAGACGACGUCCCGGGUUUGUUAAGCUCAGGGGAUGGAGGAUCCGAGCGCAACCGGAAUCGCGACGGGGCGGCCGUGUCCACAGGUGGCAUCUCCCCAGCGUUCAAGCAGACCAAAGCGCAGCGUGCCCGCACCAUGGCCUUGUACAACCCCAUACCGGUCAGGGAGAACUGCUUCACCGUCAACAGGUCCCUCUUCAUCUUCGGGGAGGACAACAUGGUCAGGAAGUACGCAAAGAAAAUCAUUGAGUGGCCUCCGUUUGAAUACAUGAUCCUGGCUACCAUCAUCGCCAACUGUAUUGUCUUGGCUCUGGAGCAACAUCUGCCUGGAGAGGACAAAACCCCCAUGUCUAAGAGAUUGGAGAAAACAGAGCCGUACUUUAUUGGGAUGUUCUGCUUCGAGGCGGGGAUAAAAAUCAUCGCCCUGGGCUUUGUAUUUCAUAAAGGGUCCUACCUCAGGAACGGAUGGAACGUUAUGGACUUCAUUGUGGUCUUCAGUGGGAUCUUGGCUGCAACAGGAGCAUAUAUGAACAUUUCAGUGGACCUGAGGACUCUGAGGGCAGUGCGAGUACUCCGACCCCUCAAACUGGUUUCAGGCAUCCCCAGUCUGCAGAUUGUCCUCAAGUCUAUCAUGAAGGCCAUGGUUCCCCUUCUGCAGAUCGGCCUGCUACUGUUUUUUGCAAUUCUUAUGUUCGCAAUCAUUGGCCUGGAAUUUUACAGCGGAAAACUACACUACACCUGCACACCACAACCUGGAAUACUGGAAAAUGAAAUGGUGGACUCCUCUGAGUUCGAGUUCCCGUGCGGUGUUCGACAGUGUCCGGCCAACAACUGCAGUAAAACUUGGAUCGGCCCUAAUGACGGCAUCACCCAGUUUGACAACAUCCUCUUCGCUGUGCUCACAGUCUUCCAGUGCAUCACCAUGGAGGGAUGGACCACUGUACUCUACAAUGCCGAUGAUGCCUUGGGCCCCAGCUGGAACUGGCUCUAUUUCAUCCCACUCAUCAUCAUUGGCUCUUUCUUUGUUCUGAAUCUGGUCCUGGGAGUCCUCUCUGGGGAAUUUGCCAAGGAGAGGGAGAGAGUGGAAAACCGCAGGGCCUUCAUGAAACUGCGACGCCAGCAGCAGAUCGAGAGGGAACUCAAUGGCUACCGGGCCUGGAUCGACAGAGCAGAGGAGGUGAUGCUUGCUGAGGAGAAUAAAAAUCCAGGACCUUCUGCCCUUGAUGCUCUCAGGAGGCUCCCAGAGUGGAGUACAGGUAGUACCUAUGUGUUGAAGAGAGCCACCACCAUCAAGAGGAGAGGGAUGGAUGUGGGCAAUCGAGGCCAGCUGGGGGACGAACAAUACAGUGACAUUUCCUCUGUCGGCAUUCCCAUGGCCAGAGCAAGCAUCAGGAGUGCAAAGCGAGGUCCUGCAGCCUAUUUCCGCCGUAAGGAGCGUCUCAUGCGCAUUUACAUCCGCCGGAUAGUGAAAACACAGACUUUCUACUGGACCGUGCUAAGUCUGGUGGCGCUCAACACGCUGUGUGUGGCCAUCGUUCAUCACAACCAGCCGCUCUGGCUCUCAAACUUCCUAUACUAUGCAGAGUUCCUGUUCCUUGCUCUGUUCCUCACUGAGAUGUUUCUGAAGAUGUACAGUUUGGGACCACGUCUGUACUUUCACUCUUCCUUCAACUGCUUCGACUUCAGUGUCAUCGUUGGCAGCAUCUUUGAAGUGCUCUGGGGUUUCUUCAGACCUGGCACUUCCUUUGGUAUCAGCGUCCUGCGUGCACUCCGUCUGCUGAGGAUCUUCAAGAUCACCAAGUACUGGGCAUCUCUCAGAAACCUGGUUGUGUCUUUGAUGAAUUCCAUGAAGUCCAUCAUCUCCCUCAUCUUCCUCCUCUUCCUCUUCAUCGUUGUAUUUGCUCUGCUUGGCAUGCAGCUCUUUGGUGGCAGGUUCAUCUUUGAAGACUAUACCCCCACAAACUUUGACACCUUUCCUGCAGCCAUCAUGACAGUCUUUCAGAUCCUUACAGGCGAGGACUGGAAUGAGGUGAUGUACAACGGUAUUCGCUCUCAAGGAGGUGUCAAGUCUGGCAUGUGGUCCUCGAUUUACUUUAUAGUGCUCACACUUUUUGGAAACUACACUCUACUGAAUGUCUUUUUGGCCAUUGCUGUGGAUAACCUGGCCAAUGCACAAGAACUUACUAAGGAUGAAGAGGAAGCAGAAGCAGCGUUCAACCAGAAACACGCUCUUCAGAAAGCCAAGGAAGUUGGACCGUUGUCCUCCUUCAUGUCUUCAGAGGGAAGCCGGCGGAGGCGGCCCUACCUGUACAGAAAAAGAGCCAUCCACCGCAGUCGGCCCACCUACUCACGCUCCCUGGAGGAGGCCCAGGGCAGCCUCAGGGAGGGCCGCCCACCCCCCCCACUCAACCCUUCUAACUCUUUCAUGUCCAGGAGAGAGAGAAAAAGGAUGACCAUGUCGGUGUGGGAGCAGAGGACCAGCCAACUGCGGAGACACCGCCAGAUGUCCAGCCGAGAGAUCCUGUUCAGCAGCCCCAGCGAGGAGAAGGACGGGCCCCCGGGUGCCACUCAGGCCCAGCUCGGACGUCCACUGUCCCUGCACCGCAAAGCCAUGACACAACACACCCCCUCCAGCAGCCUCAAACGCCUUACAGACCCUCUGGCUUCCCCUGCAAAGAACCUGGCUUCAGGGUCAUCCGUGUCUGAGGACAUGCCUCUGAAUGCAGCACUGUCUGGGGACAUCCCUGAACCCCCCACAGACCCCAUGAACGUGACCCUUCCGGAUGUCGCUGUCUCUAUGAGUAUACCAGAGCCUCCUCCAUCAGAGCCCACCUCAGAGGGUGGGAAACUUGCCGUUCAUGUGAGCCACAGCACCAGCAGUGAGCGGCGGAGCCCCAGGCUGAACGGAGAACGUCAGCACAAGGCAGUAAAGAAGUUCAGACCGCCAGAAACCAGUGACAGCCUGACUCCUGACAUGGGUGGGCAUGUUGGGUUUAGGGGCAGGAGGCAUCACUGUGACCUUCAGAAGGGGCCCAGAAGUCGGGGGUCUUCACCCACAAAUGGAAGCAAGUUGACAAGUCGCUCCAAUAGCUGGGAGAGAAAGAAAAAUCAAGGAGACGCGAAGGAGAAGGAAGAGAAGACAGAAAAGAAUGAAGAAGAGUUUCAACCUGAGGAGGAGAGGCAAGAUGAGCAGAAAGAGGAAAAGGACUAUGAUCCAGCAGACGACCAGAUCACUGGUGUCCAAUGUCCUCAGACUCAGGAGGAGCCUCCUCAGCAUACAGAUUCACCUCCACCUGCAAACACAGAUAUAAAAAACGACAAGGAGAUGGUACAGAGUCAGGACAAACCUCAGCUGAGCUCCAGUGUGAUUAUCGAGGUGCCCAAUGUGCAGUCAUCCAUGGAGAUGUCCACUAUCACAGUCAACAACAAAGACUCCGAAGCCUGUAAGUCUGAGAAGGACGAGGCAGAGGAGACCAAGCCUGUCAACACUGUAACACCAGACAGCAUGUUCAUCUUCAAACCUGACAACCCAGUGCGUCGUGCAUGUCACUAUGUGGUGAACCUCAGGUACUUUGAAAUGUGCAUCCUGCUGGUCAUAGCUGCAAGUAGUAUUGCACUGGCAGCUGAGGACCCCGUGGCCACAUCCUCCGACUGGAAUAAGGUCCUACGGUAUUUUGAUUAUGUGUUCACUGGAGUUUUCACAUUUGAAAUGAUUAUAAAGAUGAUCGACCAGGGUCUCAUCCUCCAUGACGGCUCCUACUUCAGAGACCUGUGGAAUAUCCUCGACUUCAUUGUGGUGGUCGGAGCACUGGUGGCCUUCGCCCUCACCAAUGUAAUGGGAAAUAACAAAGGACGUGACAUUAAAACCAUCAAGUCUCUGAGAGUGUUGCGUGUCCUCAGACCCCUGAAGACCAUCAAAAGACUCCCUAAACUCAAGGCGGUGUUCGACUGUGUGGUGACGUCUCUGAAGAACGUCUUCAACAUCCUAAUUGUGUACAAGCUUUUUAUGUUCAUCUUUGCCGUCAUAGCUGUUCAACUCUUCAAGGGGAAGUUUUUCUACUGCACAGACAGUUCGAAGGACACGGAGAAGGACUGCCAGGGUUACUACAUUGACUAUGGAAAGGAUAAAAAAGAAGUGAAGAGAAGAGACUGGAAGAGGCAUGAGUUCCACUAUGAUAAUGUCAUCUGGGCCUUGCUCACGCUCUUCACCGUUUCCACCGGAGAGGGUUGGCCUCAGGUCCUGCAGCAUUCAGUCGAUGUAACAGAGGAGGACAAAGGCCCGAGUCACGGCAACAGGAUGGAGAUGUCUAUUUUUUACGUCAUCUAUUUCGUCGUCUUUCCUUUCUUCUUUGUCAACAUAUUUGUUGCCCUCAUCAUCAUCACCUUUCAGGAGCAAGGGGAUAAGAUGAUGGAGGAGUGCAGCCUGGAGAAGAAUGAGAGGGCGUGCAUAGACUUUGCCAUCAGUGCCAAACCCCUGACCCGUUACAUGCCCCAGAACCGACACACUUUCCAGUACCGCCUCUGGCAUUUUGUGGUAUCUCCCUCUUUUGAGUACACCGUUCUGGCAAUGAUUGCUCUCAACACCAUCGUACUGAUGAUGAAGUAUUACUCUGCCCCGCCGACAUAUGAGGCUGUACUGAAGCACCUGAACACAGCCUUCACUGUUCUCUUCUCUGUCGAGUGUGUGCUCAAGAUCCUGGCCUUCGGCUCUUUGAACUACUUUCGAGACACGUGGAAUAUUUUUGACUUCAUCACCGUCCUGGGAAGCAUCACUGAGAUAGUGAUAGACUUUCAGUUUGAGGAUACACUCAACAUGAGUUUCUUGAAGCUUUUCCGAGCAGCUCGACUGAUCAAACUUCUGAGACAAGGCUACACCAUCCGCAUCCUUCUGUGGACGUUUGUCCAGUCCUUCAAGGCACUGCCUUAUGUCUGCCUGCUCAUCGCCAUGCUCUUCUUCAUCUAUGCCAUUAUUGGAAUGCAGGUGUUUGGAAACAUAAAGCUGAAUGAAGAGACUCACAUCAACCAGCACAACAAUUUCAAGACUUUCUCUAGUGCUCUGAUGUUGCUCUUCAGGAGUGCCACAGGGGAGUCAUGGCAGGAGAUCAUGCUGUCAUGUCUGGGGGGUCAACAGUGUGAGACGGACCCCUCCCUCCCCCUGACAGUACUGACGUCUGACCAGGAGGGAGGCUGUGGCUCUGACUUUGCCUAUUUCUACUUCGUCUCCUUCAUUUUCUUCAGCUCCUUCCUGAUGCUGAACCUGUUUGUGGCUGUCAUCAUGGAUAACUUCGAGUAUCUGACCAGAGAUUCCUCCAUCUUGGGUCCACAUCACCUGGAUGAGUUUGUCCGAAUCUGGGGCGAGUAUGAUCGUGCAGCCUGUGGUCGUAUCCAUUACACUGACAUGUAUGAGAUGUUGACCAACAUGUCACCACCUCUAGGCCUGGGCAAGAAAUGCCCCUCCAAGGUGGCAUAUAAGAGACUCGUCUUGAUGAACAUGCCAGUGGACGAGGACAUGUCUGUCCACUUCACCUCCACACUCAUGGCCCUGAUCCGCACUGCCCUCGAGAUAAAGAUUGCCAGAGGAGGGGAGGAUCGUAACCAGAUGGACCUGGACCUUCAGAAGGAGAUCAGCGUCAUCUGGCCUCAUCUGUCUCAGAAAACCCUGGACCUGCUAGUUCCCAUUCACAAAGCCAGUGACAUGACCAUUGGUAAGAUCUAUGCUGCCAUGAUGAUCAUGGACUACUAUAAGCAGAGCAAAGCCAAGAAACUCCGGCAGCAACUUGAGGAACAGAAACAUGCUCCUAUGUUCCAACGUAUGGAUGCUUCAUCCCUGCCUCAAGAAAUCCUAUGCAAUGCAUUCCUCCGGCACAGUGCAGGAUCUGCUCUCACCAGAGGAGGCUUUGUGGCACUCAGCCCCAUCUCUCCACAAGAGAUGUUCCUCCAGCCACUGUCCCACUCCAGAGAGGAGAAAGAGGAGGAAGAGGAGGACGACUACCGUUCCAUGUACCUCCCCUAUCGCCACCCACAUCAUCACCACCACCAUUUACACACACUGGUUUCCGACGUAAUGGAUUGUAACCAAGCAAUGCAUCAGGCCAGGCCGGACCCAGUCAUCAGAACACCUCAGCGGACAGCGUCCAUCAGAGCAUCGUCCAUGCCCAGACUGGCUGUAGAUCCACAGCCUGGCGUGUCCGCUGACAGUAAACUGAUGAAGCGUUCCUUCUCCACCAUCGGAGACCAGUGUGUGAACGGCCUGUGGCAGGAACAACACUCUCUGGAGAGAAUCAGUCCAGACAACACAUACAGACCACGGCAAAGGAGCUACAGAGGUCACUCAGCCUGCCCUAGAAUCAACAGAGAGACCAGUAGUCAUGAGAGGGGUCGAUCUAAAGAGCGACGCCACCUUCUGUCUCCGGAUGUUUCUCGCUGUAACUCUGAGGAUCGAAGCCGAGACCCUUCAACUGAGACGGGACCGUCCCGCUCACCCAGCGAAGGACGAUCACACACUGUACAGAGACAGGCCAACCCUUUAGGCAGCCCUGCUAAUUCAGCUUCUGAGUCUGGUACUCCUCGGAAUCGGCGCCAGUUGCCCCAGACACCAUCUCGCCCACGGCCUUACAUCUCCUACUCCCCCCUGGUCUGCCAAGCCAACCCCAGCCCCAUACCAGCAGCCUCCUCUGAGGCACAGCCCCCACCCCUGGACAGGCCCAGUGGUUCCGCUGAAGCCUCAGUGGGGGCUGAAAAGGCUGCACCGUUGAUGGCAAAUCAGGGUUCAUCUGGAGGUCAUGUUUCAGGACCCAGCCACCCAUCUCCUCCUCGUUACAUCUCAGAGCCCUACCUCCCAUUCCAUGAGGACCUCAGCAGUGGGGAGGUGGGCGACAGGCAGGAGACCCUCACCUUUGAGACUGCCAUGGCAACCAGCCUGGGACGAGCCAACGCCAUCAGCUCUGCACCUCAGCUCAGACACUCAUGGCAGGUUCCCAACGGCCAUUUUCGGAAGCACCUUGGUCAGGCAAGUCCAGCUGGUGCCAAUGAGCUGUUGAGCGACACUGAUGAAGAUGACCGCUGCUAAAACCCUGAAAAGGGGGAGGAGGAUGCACGUCAGGACCGGGACCCUCAGACCAAUCCCACAAAGGACACGGCUUAGGCUUCCCUGCAGCUCUGAGAGUAAUUCUCAGUAUGAGUAGCAUAAUAAGCAAGACUGAACGCCACUGAUAUUUAGUGUGUCUGUCUGAAACAUGACCACUGUGUGUGGACAUGGAUGUGUGUUCAUGUGUGCAAUCUUAUUAGAGCAUUCUGCCAAACACAGAAAACAGCAGAUGCACAACCACAAGUAGCUGUCAGUAGGCAAACAACACGUUGCCAUGCCUUCCCACACUAGUUGUUAUGUCGAUUGUUAUUUGAACAAAAUAUGGUGAGGUGCCAAUCCGAGGUGUUCAAACCUCUGCUUGAAUCCAAGAGACUGAUCUAAGUGCAUUUUGUGAAGAUGAACAUAGAGGUAGCAUGUACAAAUGUCAUACGAUGAAUGUAUUCAGCUUUUGGUUAUUAUGUGGAGGUGACUUGAGAUGGUCUGUUAGUUUUCAGUUGUGCAUAGAUGUAAAAGUAGCAACUAAACAGAAGUUGAUUCAGCCAGAUGUAAAAAUAACAACCAGCCAUUUCAAACACGUCCUGUUUACAAAGAGAAUAUCGACUUGGUUUUGGGCAUUACAUAGUCACUGAUAGAUUGAAAGUCUUUACAGAAAAGGAAGAUUAUGUGAGCUAAACUUUUAGUAAUCUAAAUCGUUCUGCCCUGUAUGAUGGUGAUAAUGAGAGUGUACAGUUAAAUGAAGCAGCACUGCCUCAUGUCGGACCUGUAGUGUGAAAAUGAUCCAAGUGCGGAAUCAGAGAUGUUUUUGUCUCAGGAUACUGGUGAUUAGUUUUGUAAUAUAUUGUCUUUAAAUCUUAAGAUGAUGAAUGUGAGAUGAGCACUGAAGGACUUGUAGGUCACUUAACUGUCCAACAUCAGAAGGAAGUGGAUCAGUGGAAAUAACUAACACGUUGUCCAGAGCUCCAACCAUCUGUUCGAUCAGUGGACAGCCUUUCUCCUUGUGCCGUCUUUUUUGUUUCAGAGGGACGACUAAAGCCAUUCACUUCUUGUACAUAGAGGGCGCGGAUGUGUCUUCUUCAGGAUGUGUUGCCUUCACUCUAAAGCGAUGAUCAUAGACUAUGAGAAUCAAACGUCCUUUAAACAUGUGAUGCAAAUGAUUUUGACCAUACGGAUGCUUUCCCACAAGUGGAAGCACAAAGACAGUUGGGUUUGUCUCUCUGUUAACUGCCACAUCGUUUCUGUCAACACUGAAAGUCUAACAUUACACUAUUUUUGUGUUCCAGAGUUCUAGUAACUUUCCACAUGCAUGAUGAUCAUAGUUAAAGUAAUGUUGAGAGAUGUGAAAGAAAGGUGUGUUUUACAUAGAGUUGCCUGAUUGUUCUUAUUUUAGUGUAACCAUGGCAUUAAAUGAGUUUAGAAGCCACAAAAUAAUUAAAACACAAAGAAGUGUUUUUUUAGUCCAAUUA
This is a messenger RNA of Sphaeramia orbicularis (orbiculate cardinalfish), 9261 nucleotides long. RefSeq names its product calcium channel, voltage-dependent, R type, alpha 1E subunit a (gene cacna1ea). Gene Ontology annotation, cellular component: neuronal cell body; membrane; voltage-gated calcium channel complex. Gene Ontology annotation, molecular function: high voltage-gated calcium channel activity. NCBI's taxonomy places the organism in Eukaryota, Metazoa, Chordata, Actinopteri, Kurtiformes, Apogonidae. Gene Ontology annotation, biological process: chemical synaptic transmission; calcium ion import across plasma membrane. The record is from RefSeq and is a predicted model, not a curated record.